This is a messenger RNA of Mauremys mutica (yellowpond turtle), 1680 nucleotides long. RefSeq names its product zinc finger protein OZF-like. Gene Ontology annotation, biological process: negative regulation of transcription by RNA polymerase II. The record is from RefSeq and is a predicted model, not a curated record. Lineage: Eukaryota; Metazoa; Chordata; Testudines; Geoemydidae. Bases 190 to 1551 code for a protein of 453 amino acids. The transcript is spliced from 2 exons. Gene Ontology annotation, molecular function: DNA-binding transcription repressor activity, RNA polymerase II-specific.
ACCAUUGUUACUGCACAAAUUGAGUAAGUUCUUCUUUUGCGUGUUACAUGAUCUCACUGGUCGUCUUUCCCCUGAGCAGGGUUUCCAGUUUCCAAACCCGAUGUCAUCUCCCAGCUGGAACGAGGGGAAGAGCCGUGGGCUCCAGAUGGCCAGGGCUCAGAGGAAAGAGAGAUCCUGAGAGGCAGUUGCAUGGGUGAGGGGAUGGUGAGAGAGACCGUGGAGCAGAAGCCUCAGCAGGAAGAGGAGCAAGAGGAAGCACGUGGGGCAUUGUUGCAAAGAAGCAAAGGGAGUGUGUCCAGGAGUUGUGAGCAGCGCAAAGGCUCUCAGUGGCAGCACAGGCCAGAGAAGCGGCAGGGAAACCAGCCAGCACAGAAAGUUGGAAUAUCUGUUAAUUAUCGGGGAACUCACAGAGGCCUCAAGGAAGCCACGGCUCAGCAGAGAAUCCUGACGGGAGAGAGAAAUAACACGGGCUUUGAGUGUGGGAAAAAGUUCAGGAGAUGCUCACGUCAUCAGAGAAUCCACGCCAGAGUGAGACCUCAUGAGUGCUGCGAGUGUGGGAAAAUCUUCACUGAGCACUCACGCCUUUUAAACCAUCAGAGGAGCCACACAGGGGAGAAACCCUAUAAAUGCUGUGAGUGCGGGAAAACCUUUGCUCAGAGCUCACACCUUAUUCGCCAUCAGAGGAUCCAUACAGGGGAGAAACCCUAUAAAUGCCAUGAGUGCGGGAAAACCUUUGCUCGGAGCUCACACCUUAUUACGCAUCAGAGGAGCCACACAGGGGAGAAACCCUAUAAAUGCUAUGAGUGCGGGAGAACGUUCGCUCGGAGCUCAACCCUUAUUACACAUCAGAGGACCCACACAGGAGAGAAACCCUACAAAUGCCGUGAGUGCGGGAAAACCUUUGCUCAGGUCUCAGGCCUUAUUACACAUGAAAGAAUCCACACAGGGGAGAAACCCUAUGAAUGCCGUGAGUGCGGGAAAACCUUUGCUCACUCCGCACAGCUUGUUACACAUCAGAUAAUCCACACAGGGGUGAAACCCUAUGAGUGCCGUGAGUGCGGGAAAACCUUUGCUCAGAGCCCAAACCUUAUUCGCCAUCAGAGGAUCCACACAGGGGUGAAACCCUAUGAAUGCCGUGAGUGCGGGAAAAUCUUCACUUGCACCUCACACCUUAUUGCACAUGAGAGGAUCCACACAGGAGAGAAACCCUAUAAAUGCCGUGAGUGUGGGAAAACCUUUGCUCAGCGCUCACACCUUAUUGCACAUGAGAGGAUCCACACAGGAGAGAAACCCUAUAAAUGCCGUGAGUGUGGGAAAACUUUCACUUGGAGCUCACACCUUACUACACAUCAGAGGAUCCACACAGGAGAGAAACCCUAUAAAUGCCGUGAGUGCGGGAAAACCUUUGCUCAGAGCUCACACCUUACUGCACAUGAGAGGAUGCACACAGGAGAGAAACCCUAUAAAUGCCGUGAGUGCGGGAAAACCUUCACUUGGAGCUCAAACCUUACUACACAUCAGAGGAGCCACACAAGAGAGAAAACCCUAUAAAUGCUGUGAGUGUGGGAAAUUCUUCCAUCAUGACUCUUCUUUUAUUUAUCACCAGAGAAGCUGCAAGGGAGAUAAACACCAUGAAAAUCUCAUCUGGGUCUCAGAAAAGAUUGUUUUUUCCUUUUGCUA